AUGCCGGCCCCGUAUUCUGAUAACCUGUACUCCGUCGACGACUCCGACUUUGAUGAAGUCCCGGACGACGACCUCGACGCCCACCUCUCGCCAACAGACGGCUACUUCCAAAGUAGCACUUCAUCGUCAGCCGGGGGAAUAUACCCUCCGCAGCAGCAACAUUCUGAUUUCCACAACGAGCACGACGUUACAGACGCGACGACGUUCCCCACGUCUGCCGCCGUACCGCAUGUGCCCAACGUCCUCGUCCAAGACCCGUCGCUGCAGCAGCAAGAGGGCUCCUCGUCGACAAACAAGGACCGUGAAGCCAGGGAAGAGACAAAGUUGAACACGUCCUCCUUCGACCACGCCGCCGCUGCCGCCGCCGCACGUCACUACUCCCCACCGCCUAGGAGGACGUCGUCAUCCGUCUCGGCUGUUGACGGCUUCUACGACGACGGGGCAUCCUCUACCGCCGCCGACAGCCAGUUGACGCCGUCGCACACGACGUACACCUCCCACGCCGUCCAGAGCUCGUCGUCUUAUACGCCCUACUCGCCCUCCACCGAUGCUCCCCUGCGCACGCCCCAGACUCAUUCGAGAAGGGCCCUCUACUCGAACAAUUCGGUAUCUCUGUUUCGCAUCCCCAGCGAGGCACCACCCGCAUACACGCCAUCGCCCACGUCCCCGCUCUCGUCAUCACCCACAGAGUUUAGAAACUACCAGACCUUCAACACCAGGACGACGAACAUGGGGGCACCCGAAGAAGAGAGGCGCCUGCUCGGCCGCGACCCUGAGAGCAUGGGCGACACGCCCUACCAUGAUGAUGAUGACGACGACCCGAGACCCUCGCCGUCGUGGAGGGAUAGAGCCCUCAAAAAGUUCCCCUGGGCCUCGAGGCGGACGUUGAAGAUGGCGCUGCUUGCUGCCUUGGUCUUCUUCACCCUGUCGGGAUUCCUCAGCAUGCUGGCCACUACUGUAAUUCAUUCGCCAUCUGACAAGUCUCCUGCCAAGGAGCCUCACCAGGAGUUUGACCCCGUCACCGGCCAGCCCAUCAAGGACGACUCCCCCGUGCCAAGUAAACCCUCCAAACCCGCUGAGCCAGGCCAUCCCAGCGACCCCCCUAAUGCCGUCCCUUGGCAUCCAUCAAACACAUGCUUCCAGGCCGAGCACCGCUUCGAGCCCAAGUUCUUCGACGUAACCUUUACCCCGAACAGGGACCUAGGCGUCAUCCAGGCCGUCGAGACCGACUCUCCCUCGCGCGGCUUCCAGCCCCAGAUUUCGGGUGACUUUGUCGUCCGCCGCCAGCAGGCCGGCACCCGGGGUCCAUCGGUCCAGGUCGAGGUCGUCUCCAACGACCCGGCCCUCGACGUCUCCCUCGAGUGGAAUUCGGAACAGCACCUCCUCAUCCGGACUCCGCAGCGCAUCGAGUGGUCCCAGUCACGCCGGCCCUGCAUGGCCGUCCGCGCGACCGUCUGGGUCCCCGAGAACGCGGAGCUGUCGCACCUCUACCUCGCCGCUGUAAACCUCAACGUCCGCGUCCUCGACGACCUCUCCAUCAACCUCGAAAACGGUCUGGAAAUCGGCACAGUGUCCGGCGACAUCCACUCGCCCGUCGAACCCCGGCCCGCAUACCACCUCAACUCGCGCGACAUUGUCAUAAAGACCAUCUCGGGCGACAUCACCGGCUCCUGGCCCCUCUACGACUCCCUCAAGAUCAAUUCGCAAUCAGGCGACAUCACCACCGACGUCGCGCCCCAACAGGCCCUCGACAGCAAACCCCGCCCCGCCGUCCUCCAAGUCGCCACCGUCUCGGGCGACAUCACCGUCAAGGAACCCGUCGCCGCGGCUGCCAAGAGCAGCAAGCCCGACACGGUCAUCCCGCCGCGCGACUACAUCACCACCCUCGACACCAAAUCCGGCGACAUCCGCGCCUGGGUGGCCUUCUCGUCCGCCGCCGCCGCCGAGAGCUUGAGCGGCGACAUCGCCGCCGAGUUCCUCCCCGUCUACAACGUCAGCCUCCUCCAGUCCGUGCGGGAGCCCGAGCUGCACACAAAGACAAAGAGCGGCAACACCGCCGUCAAGGUUCUCGAGCCCAUCUGGGUGGAGAUUGCCGCCACCGAGGGCGCCUGGGAGGACGAGAAGCCGCGCGCGAACCCGGAUGAGCCCGUGGACAUACCGACCAACCCGCUGCCGAUUCCCGACAAGAUCCCGCGCAUGCCGGGCAUGCCCUUUAUGCCCAUUGAUGCCACGCCGUGGAAGCGCAUCCCGCUGCCCAGCCGUCACUGGGCCGACGCCUGGCCCGUCGUGCGUCGUCGUCCUCACCCCUCGGCCGACGAUGCCGCGCGGACGGUCCAGGAGCACGGCGUCCACGGCGUCGCCGCCGUCGCCGCCGUCUUGACAAAGGACCAGCCGCCGAUGCGCCACCUCAAGUCGUCCCACGCUGCUGUGAGCGGGACCAUGGAGCUCAAGUACCCCGCCUCGUGGGAGGGCAGCGUCCAGGCCGAGACCGUCAGCGGCAAGAUUGAUAUUCGCGGGCGGAACGUCAAGAUUGACAGCCGGACAAAGUGGCCCAAUGCCGUCCAUGCGCACAAAGGCCAGUCGUGGAACUGCGAAAUUUCGUUGGGGAGCGUUUCUGGUGAUGAGGUCCUCCUUAUUGGGGAGGAGCACUGA
This is a messenger RNA of Colletotrichum orchidophilum, 2652 nucleotides long. RefSeq lists its product as uncharacterized. The transcript is spliced from 2 exons. NCBI's taxonomy places the organism in Eukaryota, Fungi, Ascomycota, Sordariomycetes, Glomerellales, Glomerellaceae. The record is from RefSeq and is a predicted model, not a curated record. Bases 1 to 2652 code for a protein of 883 amino acids.